Molecule: messenger RNA, 1101 nt
Organism: Anopheles darlingi
Lineage: Eukaryota; Metazoa; Arthropoda; Insecta; Diptera; Culicidae
Gene: Pex11ab
Product: peroxisomal membrane protein 11B
Exons: 3
Coding region: 201-875 (224 amino acids)
Biological process (GO): peroxisome fission; carbohydrate derivative metabolic process; regulation of peroxisome size
Cellular component (GO): peroxisomal membrane
Molecular function (GO): carbohydrate derivative binding
Source: RefSeq, a predicted model, not a curated record
UUGUUGUUAUCUGCGAAAUUUGCUUUCCGUGCUGAUAAAAAAAUCCAAAAGAUAAUUCUUACUGCGUGGAUUAGAAAUGAAGGCUUUAUAGUCACCCGAAAAUCAUCCUCUAGAUUGUUGCCCAUUUCAACGUUGCUAGGCAUAAGGCUAAAAUCGAGACGUCGCGUGCUGUGGUUUAAUCUAAACUUAGCACUAAAAUAAUGGAUUUGGUUAUCAAAUUGAAUAGUCAAACGGUCGGGAAAGACAAAAUUGCCAGGUUGGUGCAGUACUCCUGCCGGGCAUUAUGGGCUAGCAAAGAAGCGAGACUCUCAUCGACGUCGAAAGAAACGAUUCAAACGCUAAAGCAGAUCGAAAGCAUUCUUAGCUCCUUCCGGAAAUUGCUACGAUUUGGAAAAGGAUUCGAAGUGCUUUAUAGUGCCGCUGUGAGCGUCGACCUAAAGCGGCUAUCCAAUCAGCUAUUUAUCGUGCUCGGCAAGGUUUCCUCGGGACUGUUUCUGCUAGCCGACCACGUCGUGUGGCUAUCGCGAUCCGGCAUUAGCAAAAAUGUAAACACAGCACAGUGGUUAGCCCGGUCGAAUCGAUUCUGGCUGAUAUCGAUCGUGAUGAACCUCUGCCGUGAUCUGCAGGAACUCAGUCAUCUCUUCAUCUACUUUGUCAGCAAAUCGAACCUCCUGGAUCUGCUGCAAACACUGUCGGUUGUCCUGAAGGAGCACAAAUCGUUAGUAGUCGAUACGGUGAAGAAUGUGUGCGAUGUUUUCAUUCCUCUAAACGGCCUCGGAUACGUUAAAAUGUCCAACCAAACGAUCGGAAUUUUGGGAGCCAUAUCAUCAGUGAUGGGCUUUCUACCCCUGAUCUAUCCGAGGUUAAAGUUUUAGCAUUGACUUGGCCUAGGACGUAGCUUGGGACGAGAAUGAGCCGCUUGCUGGCCGGCAGGAGGUUUUGUGGUUUUAAGAUGGUGAGCAACUGAAACAAAAUUAUUCUUCAUUACAGCUGGAUUGGAGGUAUUGCGAUAUGGGGUGGGUGUGGGAACAAAUAGCAAUUGAGUAGCUUUGGGAUGGGAAAGCAACAGGUUUUGUACUGUAUCAUUAAAGCAAGUAAAAA